AAGACGGAGCGAUGAAACGUCCGAACGCCGCUGCUGCGACACAGCCGACUGCGAAUACGAUAUGUCUCGCUACCUGGCCAUCUGUCAGUUCGUGACGGGCAUCGUGUUGCUCUGCGUCGGCUACGCUCUGAUUACUCGCGAACCGGAAGCUGUCAACAUCGGCGACGUCGACGUACGGCCUCUCUACCGUUGCUACUGGCCAGGCUUCUUCCUCAUCUUUGUCGCAACCCUCAGCGUUGCGAUUUCGUCGACUUUCAAAUGGCGAAACGCUCCAAAUUUCUUGAUGGCCGCUUUCUUCUCACUCAGCACUCUCACCACCCUAAUCUGCUUGGUCGUUGGCGCUAUUGUCGGUCUAAUGGCGUCCCGGAUGUUGGAUUAUGACUUGAACAACUGCCUCGUUCUUUCCCAACUCCAGAAAGAGUUGUACGUGAAAUACGGGCCUGUUUGUUUGUGUAGUACGAGUGUUCGGAACAACACAAUUUUGAGUGUCCAUCCGGUCGAUUUCUUUGCCUUUCGUUCCGACUGCGAGAGCGCGUUGGAUGACAUAACGCCGCUUCUACAGGUCGCCUCGUGUCUCUUGGUUCUAUCCGGAGUACAAGGGUUGAUGUCGACGUUCAUCGGUUGGUAUGGUUUUGCGUUCACAAAGAAAAGCGCACGAACUCAAAGACAAACGACUGUAGAAUAGAGCAAUUGCUUGUUUAUUUAUUUUACGUAUGACUAAUACCUCUUAUGGUACGUAUUGUUAGUCAGUGCAAUCGUCGGUACAUGUAUGUGUACAGUAUAUGUACCAUCAGUAUGUGCACUGUACAUGUACAUGUAUGUACAGUAUAUACACCAUCAGUACAUGUAUGUAUACCAUCAGUAUGUAUACCAUCAGUAUGUAUACCAUUAGUAUGUGUACCAUCAGUAUGUAUACCAUCAGUACAUUUAUGUAUACCAUCA
Molecule: messenger RNA, 942 nt
Organism: Corticium candelabrum
Lineage: Eukaryota; Metazoa; Porifera; Homoscleromorpha; Homosclerophorida; Plakinidae
Exons: 1
Coding region: 62-685 (207 amino acids)
Source: RefSeq, a predicted model, not a curated record